GGCGAACGGUAUCCCUUUAAAGUCAUCGUCAUUUUCGAUAUUUCCUUAAUUCGCAAUUCCUAAUUAUAUAUUGCUAUUUCCAAAGAUUCAUUGUCAUCUUCAUUUGUCACAAAAUUCUCAGCCAGCACAGAAAUGGGUACUCAAGUUCCUGAUAAUCAAAAACCUGAUGUCCCCGAGGAAUUAUCAGAAGCAGAUAGAAGGAAGAAGGAGAUUGAUGAUUGGCUUCCAAUCACUUCCUCGAGAAAUGCAAAAUGGUGGUAUUCAGCUUUCCACAAUGUUACGGCCAUGGUUGGAGCUGGUGUCCUCAGUCUUCCAUAUGCAAUGGCAAAUCUUGGAUGGGGCCCUGGUACCGUAAUUCUUGUGCUCUCAUGGACCAUCACUUUGUACACCCUAUGGCAAAUGGUUGAGAUGCAUGAGAUGGUUCCUGGGAAACGAUUUGACCGAUACCAUGAGCUUGGCCAGCAUGCCUUUGGUGAAAAACUUGGUCUUUACAUAGUAGUGCCCCAGCAGCUUAUUUGUGAAGUAGGGGUUGACAUAGUCUACAUGGUUACUGGAGGAAAAUCACUUCAGAAGAUCCACAAAUUAGUGUGCAAAGACUGUGCACCGAUCAAAUUAACCUACUUUAUCAUGAUUUUCGCCUCGGUUCAUUUCGUGCUCUCUCAUCUUCCCAACUUUAACUCCAUCUCUGGUGUUUCACUGGCUGCUGCAGUCAUGUCUUUGAGUUACUCUACCAUUGCAUGGUCAGCUUCUGUCCACAAAGGUGUUCAGCCAGAUGUCGACUAUGGCUACAAAGCCUCGACAACUUCUGGAACGGUCUUCAAUUUCUUUUCUGCCUUGGGCGAUGUAGCUUUUGCCUAUGCUGGGCACAACGUUGUGUUAGAGAUUCAAGCAACAAUUCCAUCUAAACCAGGCAAGCCAUCGAAAGGGCCAAUGUGGAAAGGAGUGGUGGUUGCCUAUAUAGUUGUAGCAUUGUGCUACUUCCCAGUUGCUCUGAUAGGGUAUUACAUGUUCGGUAAUAAAGUCGAAGACAACAUACUCAUAUCGUUAGAAAAACCAACAUGGCUCAUCGUAGCAGCUAACAUGUUUGUCGUUAUCCACGUUAUCGGAAGCUAUCAGAUAUAUGCAAUUCCAGUAUUUGACAUGCUAGAAACGUUGCUGGUAAAGAAGUUGCAUUUCAGGCCUUCCAGAAAGCUUCGAUUCAUCACACGCAAUAUAUAUGUUGCGUUUACAAUGUUCGUUGGCAUCUGCUUCCCUUUCUUUGGUGGUCUUCUGGGAUUCUUCGGAGGAUUUGCUUUUGCCCCAACAACUUACUUUCUCCCUUGUAUCAUGUGGCUGGCCAUCUACAAACCUAAGAGGUUCAGCUUAUCAUGGAUCACCAACUGGAUCUGCAUUAUACUUGGCUUCUUAUUGAUGAUUUUGUCACCUAUUGGAGGGUUGCGGACUAUCAUACUUAAUGCCAAGGGCUACAAGUUUUUCUCUUGAUCAAUCCUUACACAACUCAGUGUAAAUUCUGAGAACUAUAUUAGAUUGGCGCCCUGUAGCUGUAUUAAAAAUAAGAUGUCUUUUCCAUUGUCCAGCAAUGUUGUUUUCAAGCCUUGCCACCGUUUGUGUUUUAUUUGAACUACAGUUGCCUUGCAUUUUGCGUGUCAGCAGAACAUAAUCUUAUCAUUUGUUUUUGGUAAACAA
Messenger RNA from Populus nigra (black poplar), 1686 nucleotides. RefSeq names its product lysine histidine transporter 1-like. The transcript has 8 exons. Bases 133 to 1482 code for a protein of 449 amino acids. Gene Ontology annotation, cellular component: plasma membrane. Lineage: Eukaryota; Viridiplantae; Streptophyta; Magnoliopsida; Malpighiales; Salicaceae. The record is from RefSeq and is a predicted model, not a curated record.